GGUCCAAGUGUCCCAGAAAUUCAACAACGCCUUCUUUUGCAUUGUCAAACGAUCUCUGGUCUGUGAAAUAUACUCCUUGAUUUACAGAAAGAAGGAUUUACAAUCCAGACUGGUAGGAAUAUCUUUACGCACUCAUUAAAGUUCAUCCACGGGGGUUUUUUUCUGCGUGUUUAAUCUACAGCCGGGGCAGGACGAGUGGCGCGCCAGUAACAGACGUUAAGCGUAACAGUGACACCAAGAUGAAGGAAACGCCAUCGUUGAUAGACAGCGAGGUGUUCCUGGCCUUCUCUACCUACGCCACUGUCGUCGUCCUCAAGAUGAUGCUGAUGUCUCCUAUGACUGCAUACUUCCGCUUCACGAGAAAGUGUUUUGCCAACAUGGAAGACACAGGGAUGGCUAAGACUCCAGAGGACAAGAAGAGGAUGCUGAGAGUUGACCCGGAUGUGGAACGUGUGAGAAGAUGCCACCAGAACGACCUGGAGAACAUCAUCCCGUUCGUAGUGAUUGGUCUGCUGUAUACCCUGACGGGGCCAGACCUCUCCACUGCUCUGCUCCACUUCCGGGUGUUUGUUGGUUCCAGGCUCUUCCACACGGUGGCCUACGUCCUCCCCCUGCCCCAGCCCAGCAGAGGUCUAGCUUGGAUGGUUGGCAUGGGCGCUACCUUCUCCAUGGCAUACAGAGUGCUAAGCUCAACGCAUCUCUGAAGAGGCGAUCAAUCAAUUAAUAAUUCAUCAGAUUGAUUGAUUCAAAGUUUUCAGAUGGCCUAAAAUAGUCCUCGGGACACUCUACCUCUGAGGAGACACUCACACAUUUAUUAGACCUGGGUCAAAUAGGCUACAUAAUGUUAAAUACGUUUGAGAGUGCUUGAUUGUACUUGGAGUUUGCACUUCUGGAACGAUUCUAUUGGUUCUGUUGUAUCAGACAGACUAACUAUACAUUCUCUGCACGUUUUGUUUUUAACUCAGCACUGAAUUUGAUCUGUGCAACAAAAAAAAAGUAUUAAUAUCAGCAAAAAAUAAUUAAACUAAACGUAGGGCUCGAUUCAAUCUAUUUCACGGAAGGUCAGUGCUAGCGCGCAGUAGACAUUAAACGGUAACGGUCCCGCGGAAACUCCAUUCAAGGUAAACGCUGCAUACAUUCGGAAACUCCAUUUAACAUUUCAAGUGCACCAGAGCGCUGACUUUAGGCGAUACGGAUUGAAUGGAGCCCUGAACUAAAAUCAAGUGUAGUUCAGUAUCCGAUACCGCAUGUAAUCUGGCUAUUUUUACCCACAUCAAAUCACCAGUUUAUUCGUCGCGUACACAGAUUUGCAGAUGUUAUCGCAUGUGCUGUAAAAUGAUAGUGUUGCUAGGUCCAAUAGUGCAGUCAUACCGAGCAAUGCAUUAAAAAUAAAUAAAACAUACACACAUGACCCGGUCUGUCUGGUUGUCUGACACACAGCCCUACAGACCCGGUCUGUCUGGUUGUCUGACACACAGCCCUACAGACCCGGUCUGUCUGGUUGUCUGACACACAGCCCUACAGACCCGGUCUGUCUGGUUGUCUGACACACAGCCCUACAGACCCGGUCUGUCUGGUUGUCUGACUGACUGCAAACACCUAUUUUAUAUCUUAGACAUUUUUUUUGCAUCUGAUGUGAUAAUCUAAUGUUUAUAAAUUAUUAAAUUCGGGUUUUGGGAAUUAAAGUUGAAUUAAAAAUGUGUGUGGCGGGGAUUAUUGUUUGAUUUUAAUUGAAAUAGGGCCUUUGAAGUAGGCUACAAAUACCAGAGAUAUUUUGCUAAUUGGCUAAUGAAUAUGACCUUAUACUUGAUCUAAUUCUGUAUCUUUUUAAAUUCUGUAUAUGGUUUUAGAUCUACAUAUGAUAUGAUAUGUUUACUAGGCCACGUAUCUGUAAUGCUACUGAUUGGUUUGCUUUGUUCGUUCCAUUUUCUAAGCCAAUCAGGGAUUGUCCCUUUUUUAAUGCUUUCCACCUGUAAAUAAACGAACGAUCUCUAGAA
Oncorhynchus mykiss (rainbow trout) is the source of this 1997-nucleotide messenger RNA. The record is from RefSeq and is a predicted model, not a curated record. NCBI's taxonomy places the organism in Eukaryota, Metazoa, Chordata, Actinopteri, Salmoniformes, Salmonidae.